Messenger RNA from Oncorhynchus masou masou (cherry salmon), 6652 nucleotides. RefSeq names its product ArfGAP with SH3 domain, ankyrin repeat and PH domain 1a (gene asap1a). Bases 441 to 3785 code for a protein of 1114 amino acids. Gene Ontology annotation, molecular function: protein binding; GTPase activator activity. Gene Ontology annotation, biological process: positive regulation of GTPase activity. The transcript has 30 exons. Lineage: Eukaryota; Metazoa; Chordata; Actinopteri; Salmoniformes; Salmonidae. The record is from RefSeq and is a predicted model, not a curated record. Gene Ontology annotation, cellular component: cytoplasm.
GACAGCGCUCAUGACAGACAGCAGAUAGGGCGAGAGAAAAAAAACAAGGGGAAAAGAUAAGCGGCUGCCAGAGCCUCGACAAUAAUUGCAAUAACUGAAUUGUCUCUCGUUGCCUAAAAGCUUGUUCUUGAAAAACGUAUCACCACAUUUGGCAAUGAGGACAUCUGUCGCCCGUGCAUACCAUUUGUUUUUGGAAGAUUCGGGGACACAACUGAAUCGGGUUUUUACAGCUGAAAGGGUGUAAUUAAAGCUUGGGUAGAGGGAAAGGUUGGAAAUAGUGUGGACAGGACAUUUCACCAUAUCCAACGGAUACUUAAAAAAAUGAUCUCAUCGUGUGUUAUUAAACAAAGGUUGAUUCCGUAGCCUACUAUUCCUAUUUCAAUCUCUAAUUCGUGGUGUUGGUUUUUUGAUUUUCCACUCAUCUUUUUCCGUGGUAAAGGAUGCCAGACCAGAUCUCGGUAUCCGAGUUCCUCUCGGAGACCACCGAGGACUACAAUUCCCCCACGACUUCCAGUUUCACCACCCGGUUGCAGAGCUGUAAGAACACCGUCAAUGUUCUGGAGGAGGCUUUGGAUCAAGACCGGACUGCUUUGCAGAAGGUGAAGAAGUCUGUGAAAGCCAUCUACAACUCUGGUCAAGAUCACGUCCAGAAUGAAGGGAAUUAUGGCCAGGCACUGGACAAGUUUGGUAGCAACUUCAUCAGCAGGGACAACCCCGAUCUAGGAACCGCCUUUGUCAAGUUCUCCAGCCUCGUCAAGGAGCUGUCCGCACUUCUGAAGAACCUGCUCCAGAGCUUGAGCCAUAAUGUGAUCUUCACUCUGGACUCUCUUCUCAAAGGGGACCUCAAAGGAGUUAAGGGGGACAUAAAGAAGCCGUUUGACAAGGCAUGGAAGGACUAUGAGGCUAAGUUCACUAAAAUUGAGAAAGAGAAGAGGGAGCAUGCUAAACAACAUGGGAUGAUUCGGACUGAGAUUACCGGAGCUGAGAUUGCAGAGGAGAUGGAGAAGGAGCGACGUCUCUUCCAGUUACAGAUGUGCGAGUACCUGAUCAAAGUGAAUGAGAUCAAAACUAAGAAGGGAGUUGACCUGCUCCAGAACCUCAUAAGGUACUACCAUGCACAGUGCAACUUUUUUCAGGAUGGAUUGAAAACCGCAGACAAGUUGAAGCAGUAUAUUGAGAAGCUUGCAGCUGACCUGUAUAACAUAAAGCAGACCCAGGAUGAGGAGAAGAAGCAGUUGACGGCUCUAAGAGACCUCAUUAAAUCAUCUCUGCAGCUGGACCAAAAGGAGUCUAGGAGAGACUCUCAGAGCAAGCAGAGUGGAUACAAUAUGCACCAGCUACAGGGGAACAAGGACUUUGGCAGUGAGAAGAAGGGCAAUUUGAUGAAGAAAAGUGAUGGGUUACGGAAGGUGUGGCAAAGGAGGAAAUGUUCUGUGAAGAGCGGCAUUCUCACUAUCGCUCAUGCCACAUCUAACCGACAGCCGGUGAGACUGAACCUACUGACCUGCCAGGUCAAACCCAGUGGGGAGGACAAGAAGUGCUUUGACCUCAUCUCCCAUAAUCGCACAUAUCAUUUCCAGGCUGAAGAUGAACAGGAGUUUGUGAUCUGGAUAUCGGUGCUGACCAACAGUAAAGAGGAGGCACUGAACAAGGCGUUCCACGGGGAGCAGAGUACAGGAGGAGAGGACACCCUGGAGGACCUGACCAAAGCCAUCAUAGAAGACGUGCUACGGAUACCUGGCAACGCAAUCUGCUGUGACUGUGGUGCAGCUGAGCCAAAAUGGCUGUCUACUAAUCUUGGCAUCCUGACGUGUAUCGAGUGCUCUGGGAUCCACAGGGAGAUGGGUGUCCACAUCUCCCGCAUCCAGUCCAUGGAGCUAGACAAACUGGGGAGCUCCGAACUCUUGCUGGCUAAGAACAUAGGGAACAGUAGUUUCAAUAGCAUCAUGGAAGGCAAUAUUCCAUGUCCCUCGCCAAAGCCCACCCCAUCAAGUGACAUGACGGUGAGGAAGGAGUACAUCAACGCGAAAUACCUGGACCACAAAUUUGCCCACCAGACUGGCAAAGCCACGGUUCCAGGCAAGUUGUCGGAGGCGGUGCGCUCCCGGGAUCUGCUGUUACUUAUCCAGAUUUAUGCCGAGGGGGCGGAGCUUAUGGAGCCCCUGCCCGAGGCAGGAAAGGAGCCCGGUGAGACUGCCCUCCACUACUCUGUGAGGACUGCUGACCAGACCUCCCUGCAUCUAGUGGACUUCCUGGUGCAAAACAGUGGUAAUCUAGACAGGCAGACGGAGAAUGGAAACACUGCACUACACUACUGCUGUCUUUACGAAAAACAAGAAUGUUUAAAACUGCUACUGCGGGGCAAACCAGCCAUGGACAUCGCCAAUCAAAGUGGAGAGACUGCUCUGGACAUUGCAAGAAGGUUGCGAGAUACCCAGUGCGAGGAACCGCUGAUGGAGGCGGCAGAGGGGAAGUUUAACCCUCACGUCCACGUGGAGUAUGAGUGGAACCUGCGACUGGAGGAAAUAGACGAGAGUGAUGAUGACCUUGAUGAUAAGCCAAGUCCUGUGAAAAAAGACCGCUCUCCGCAGCCCCAGAGCUUCGGCCACCCCUCCAGUACGUCCUCCCCUCAGGACAAGCUGACACUACCGGGGGGUUACACCCCUCACAGGGACAAACAGCGCCUAUCCUACGGGGCCUUUGCCAACCCAGUCUACAACACCUUCACAGACAUGUCUCCCUCACCAGGACCUGACGGGACUACACUACCCAGCAGGACAGCAGGGAAAGCACCCUCUACUGGCCCGCCUACCUCCCUUCCCCUGGGCUCCCAGACUGGAGGCAGCGGGGGCAUCUCCACCCUUAAGAAGAGACCCCCACCCCCUCCCCCCGGGCACAAGCGUACCCUCUCAGACCCCCCCAGCCCAGUCCUGCAAGGCCCCCAGAGCACAGGAAGCGUGUCCACUCCCCCGCCUACAAACAGGACCUCACCUGGAAACAAGUUUGAGCAGCAGCAGAGCGCUACCAUUAGUAAUACAAAGUCAACACUUGGUCCAAGGGUUCUACCCAAACUACCUCAAAAAGUGGCACUACGGAAGAUUGACACUAUCCACCUCCCUUCAGUGGACAAGCUCUGCCAACCUCCGGAGGUUCUACAGAGGUCAACCUGCGCCCAACUAGAGUCUUACCAAAAAUCGCCCCAGCCACUGCAGACCCCCGGAGACACCCCUCAGAGGGCCCCGUUGGCAGAAAAAACGCAGCUAAGUGAACUGCCUCCCAAGCCCCAGAUGUCAGAUCUUCCCCCCAAGCCCCAGCUCUCUGACCGACCCCAGAAACGACAACUGUCGAAUCUCCCGCCCAAACCGCAGCUCAAGGACCUCCCGCCCAAGCCUCAAUUGAGCGACAUCCCUCCAAAGCCCCCUGUCAGUGAGCGGCUCCCUCCGGGCGAGGCCGUGCAGACUGCGAUGGACAAGCAGUCUUGCAGUCAACAAGGGGAGCUAUCCCCCAGACAGGCCAGUGAGGACACCAAUGGAUCCCCGCCAAUUGCAGUGGAAAUGCCUGUGCCGCUGCCUCGGAAGAUCAACACUGGGAAGAGUAAAACUAAACGGGUGAAGACCAUUUACGACUGCCAGGCAGAUAACGAUGAUGAGCUGACCUUUGCAGAGGGAGAGGUUAUCGUCGUCACAGGAGAAGAGAACCCGGAGUGGUGGAUCGGGCAAAUAGAAGGACAUCCCGAGAGGAAAGGGGUUUUCCCCAUGUCCUUUGUGCACAUUCUGUCCGACUGACAGCCGUAGAGACCAUUCCUCUAAUCUAGCACAAGCUGGCCUCACAUCAGACAAAUGCGAACAAAGAAUCCAACCCAGCCUCAUUGCAAUGAAGACUUAUUAUAUAUAAACUGUGAUAUUUUUCCUAGCCACCGUGCUUCUACACCUGCAUUGCUUGCUGUUUGGGGUUUUAGGCUGGGUUUCUGUACAGCACUUUGAGAUAUCAGCUGAUGUACGAAGGGCUAUAUAAAUAAAUUUGAUUUGAUAUCCUGCCUACCAGUAUUACUGUAGCAGCAACCCAGCAUGAAAUUGGGUUUGCAGUAGCUUUCCUCAGAAUUUCUCAAUGUAUGCUGUAGCUGUAUUUUCAAUGACGGCCUAGGAAUAGUGGGUUAACUGCCUGUUCAGGGGCAGAACGACAGAUUUGUACCUUGUCAGCUCGUGGGUUUGAGCUUGCAACCUUCCGGUUACUAGUCCAGCGCUCUAACCACUAGGCUACCCUGCCGCCCCUGUGUAUGUCCAUGUAGGUGUGUCAUUGUACAUACAUAUGCACACCUAAGAGUGUAUAUUUCUAUACUUAUAAACAAGUGUGCAUAUGUACAUUGACCCAGCUUGCUCAGAAAGGUAGGGCUAUCUUCUUCUUGUUCCAACGGUCUACCAUUUUAGCUUGACUGUUUUAUGUCAUUAUCAUCUCUUGAACUCUUGAAAGUAGUUCAUGAUCAUGAGAUUUGAUAAGGAGUUUGUUACUCAGAUAAUAAUAUACAGUAUAUUAGCCCUUAUGGCACAUAUCCUCUCUCUCUACUGGCCUGUUUAUUUGGCAAUGCAACAAAGUGAGUUGUGAGAUAGCUGAAAGACUGAAAGGUUGGAGGAAGUAUUUAUUAAUGACAAAUAUAAAAUGUGUUUGUUUUAUUUUUGCUUAUAAUGGGAUCCAUUUGAAGAGACUUUUCUGUCACGGUAAAUUAUACAAUGCUAAUUUGAGCGAUAAAGUGAUUAAGAGCCUAGGAAGUCAAACCAUUUGUUGUAGUGCUGGCGGCUGCCACAGUUACUGCAUCAAUCCCCCAGUUGUUAGUAGUUCUCCUUCACCUUAAUUGUGAUAUUAUAUGAUUACAUGUAUAGUGCGAGAAAUAUGCACUUGUUGUUGUGCAUUUUCAUGGAAAUCUCCCCUGCUUGACCAGAGUAUCAAUCCAUGAAGUGAAAAUGGUAUUACACAUACACACACUCACACUAAUGCACACACAUUGUUUCACAAGAUCAAAUAUGAAAAUUGUAAUCAAACCAAGCAUUGUGUGUGAUACAAAUUAUAGCUCGAGGAUAGAUGCUUCGUUUCAUACCGGGCUUCCAUCAGUAUUGGUCUGCAAGUUUCAACGGAGAAGGAUGAAGUUGCCCAACUAAUGGUUAAAGGGGGACUGAACUUCCUCAUUUAGCCACAUUAUUCAUAUUGUCCAUUAAGAAAUGCAGCAGCCAUGACUGAAGCCCAAUGAGAGUUGUCUUGUACAUUCACUCCACCAAAACAGUACACAAUUAGUCACUCACCCUUAUAGAUAACUUUCUUAUUAAAUGAUUUCAUUUUUUUGUAUAAUUUAUAGUUGGAGGAUUUGGAGAUAUUGUCGUUUUAAAUUUGAGGCUGACAAACUCCCCAGUCCCUACUGAUGACAAGCACACCCAUAACAUGAAAAUACAGACAGUUUCACUUUGCAUUGGAUAUGACCCAAUACUUUUGUUUUUAGUUUAUGCCAGAAAGUAAAAAUCGAGUUGUCUUGCCAUAUUACUUAACGGUUGGAAACAGAUGAUUUGUAGUGGAUGUUUUAAUACAGGCCGAGUUGUCUUGCCGUAUUACUUAACGGUUGGAAACAGAUGAUUUGUAGUGGAUGUUUUAAUACAGGCCGAAGCAUGAGGUCAUAUUGUUGAGCUUCAGAAUUAUUAUUGCUUUUUUUUUAUACUCUUAUUCAAUUUUACGAUGAUUCAUUUCUAUGUUUGUUUAGAUUUGUCAUGGAGGAAUUUGCUGUGACUGACGGAGGUGUGAAAAUGACUCUGAAUGCCAUUUUUAGGUAGAAGGUUUCGCCUUAGUUUAAAAUAAAGCUGUUGUCUUAUUAACAGGAAGGAAAUGAUGAACUAUUAAUGCUUCUUGUAUUAUAUUUGAUGUUGACGGUCAGUGACACUUCUUAUGACUAUAGUUAGUGAUUGCUAAAUGGAGACACCUUUUAUUGUGUAUUGAGUGUAAAUGUAUGUUUGUUUCUGUUUGGGGUAGAAGAAGAAAAAACUGUAUCAUUGACAGCUUCACCACUAUCAUUGUGUUUGGAAUUGACUGUCUACAGUAGCUCAUUCAGGUUAUUCCUUGUGGGAGACAAUUUGUUAGCACGUCUUGUUGUUAUUGUCCUAAUAUGUGUGAUGAGAAUUGAAGCUUUCAUCACAGCCCCCUUAGACCAGUCUUUUUGUUACAUUUCUCAACAAAGUUUGUGUGAUUUCAGCACAGGCAAAACCAGUGGGGUCCCACUGAUGGAGGUGUGAUUGAGCCAUGGCAAUCAAUUGGCUGAUUCCCAAAUCCUCUAGAUUUUUACAUUUACUUGAAUAUUUAUUUAAUCUAGAAUUAUACCAGAAGCUGGACAUGGGUAGUAAUAAUUAAUUAAACAUAUUCUAAUGCAUCAAAUUCAAGUCAGAUUCCGCGCCUGUGUUAUUCUAUGUUAUUCCUCACUCAAGUUGGAUGUAUAUUGGACUGGCACUGCCAAACCGUGCUUUUUAGAAGGCUAGUUUGACAUUUGUUUUAUUGUGAAAUAACUGGAUGCAGAGCUACCCAUGUUCCGCUUGUGUGUUGGCUUCAUUGUUUGAUAUUGUGUGUUGAGGACAGAACCAUGACUCCAUUAUUCAUUGAAUAAUAAAGAUUUUAUGUUGAA